This is a messenger RNA of Nilaparvata lugens (brown planthopper), 10128 nucleotides long. It is a transcript of the gene PDZ-GEF, whose product is annotated as rap guanine nucleotide exchange factor 2. Gene Ontology annotation, molecular function: protein binding; guanyl-nucleotide exchange factor activity. The transcript is spliced from 22 exons. Gene Ontology annotation, biological process: positive regulation of GTPase activity; Ras protein signal transduction. Bases 512 to 5194 code for a protein of 1560 amino acids. The record is from RefSeq and is a predicted model, not a curated record. Lineage: Eukaryota; Metazoa; Arthropoda; Insecta; Hemiptera; Delphacidae. Gene Ontology annotation, cellular component: plasma membrane; apical plasma membrane.
AAGUGGAAGAGAUACAAUUGAGAUGUAAAUAUUGAAAAUAGCUUUCAGAUCCAUCAAUCAGGUUAACUGUUCCAUUGCUUUGAUUCACACAAGUGCAAGAAAUACUUGUUGAGAUGUAAAUAUUGAUAAUAUAUUUCUUGAAUCUAUAAAAUCAAGUAACUGCUGCAUUGAAAUGAUUCAUACAAAUAGAAGGGAUACAAAUUGAGAAGUAAAUAUUAAAAAUAGCUCUCAAAUUCAUCAAAUCAGGUAAACUGUUCCAUUGCUUUGAUUCACACAAGUGCAAGAAAUACUUGUUGAGAUGUAAAUAUUGAUAAUAUAUUUCUUGAAUCUAUCAAAUCAAGCAAUUGCUGAAUUGAGUUGAUACACACCAGUGAUGAAAUGGAAGUUGAGAAGUAGAUAUUGAAAAUAUUGCUGAAUAGUAGGAGAAAUGUCGUUGAAGGCGAAAUAUAGAGUGAAAUAUCGCCGCUGAUAUCGCCAAAUACAGGGAAAUUAUCGCCUUGACCGGCGAGCGAUGUUUAAAUUCGCUCCGCAGCUUGAAGCGCGCGACAAACUACUAGUCGACGAGAAACGGUGCGCCGAAGCGGAGGAGGCCAAAAUCAAACAGAAAAAGAAGAAAGAGGAGGAAGAUGCUGAGGAGGCGAAACGUAAGAAGAGCGAGGAGGAGGGAGGAUCAGGAGGUGGAGAUGAUUCGUCAAGUCCUAGGUCGCGGAGAGGUCGACAAAAUCUGUUGGAUCCGAUCAGGAGGUGGAAUUCGUUUCACAACAGUCGCGACAAGAAAUCGCAGAAAUCGCCGUGUGCAGCGGGGCUGCCCUACACACAGUUGAGGGACACCUCGCAGCCUCCUCCACCACCCCCUGGUCUGACGGAAAAAUCCGCGCAGAUUCUGGGGACAUGCAUAGCCAACGAACUGAUCGCUUUGUCGUUGACGGGUCCGAAAAGCCCCGCCCGCAAACAGGCGUCCAGUCCGAACCUGUUGGAUCCGACUGUCGGACGACGGACACGCCGGACGUCGUCAGACAGUUGUCCGCGGGAUGUUGAUCUGACGAUCAGCAAGGAGUUUUCGUCGAGUGAUCCGGAUGUGGUGGGUCCGGGAGGUGCGGUCCGGGAGGGACACGUCCGGACCUGUUCAUCGUCCGGUGGAGGUCCGUCGGGUGUGCGGCCGUUGGUGUGUCCCUCCCUGCGGUCGACCACUCUAGAGUUGUCCAGCUCGUUGCCUGGCGAAAUGUCUCUCGAUCCGAGUAUGCCGCGCAGGAGGUUUUCUGUGUGUUUCGGAAAGCGUACUGGGGGAAGCGCUCGGAGGCCUAAUGAAUGCUUCGUACUGGAACCUUCCGGAAUGAUAGUGAUCGACUACCCUGAAGUGCAGAGUGGCGGGUGUGGGGGAGGGGGUCGAACCCGGACAGCCAUGGAUCGGGGGGUGAAUCUGGUCUUCGACGAGUCUUUUUCGACUCGGCCGGAGCUGUUUGAGAAGUCGAACCGCAGCUCUCACUCGUCAGACACCAGCUCGGCGUACUCGGGCUCGGACACCAUGACCUCGGUGCACAGCUCGGUGGAGGCCGACGAAGUCGACCUAUCCGGCCUCGUCGAGUCCAUUGUCGAUUCGGACGAGGAGGAUCUCGCCGAGAGCACCGAUAGCCUAAUGGCGCGGGACGCAGUGAAGGAGUGCCUUGAGAAAGACCCCUCUGAUAGGACCGGUGAUGACAUCGAAGUCCUGCUGGAGUUCACACAACACCUCAAGGCGUUCACCAAUAUGACACUGGCUGUCAGGAGGGCGCUGUGUAGUGUCAUGGUGUUCGCAGUGGUGGAGAAGGCUGGCACGAUAGUGAUGAACGACGGAGAGGAGCUGGACUCGUGGAGUGUGCUCAUCAACGGCCAUGUCGAGGUCGAGCACGCCAAUGCGCACAUCGAACAUCUACAUAUUGGCGACAGUUUCGGCAUCUUGCCGACAAUGGAGAAGCUGUACCAUCGGGGGGUGAUGAAGACGCGUUGCGACGAUUGUCAGUUCGUGUGCAUCACACAGACCGACUACUACCGCAUCCAGAACCAGGGCAAGGAGAACAUCAGGCGCCACGAGGAGGGGGGGCAGCUGGUCAUGGUCACCGAACAGCGUGAGGCGCAGGAGGGCAGUCGGCGGGUUGUCAUCAGGGGGACAGCAGAAAAGCUGAUGCUGCAACUAAUAGAAGAGAACUCGACGAUUGACUCGACUUACGUUGAGGACUUUCUGCUAACACACCGCACAUUCAUCGACAACUCAAUCUAUGUCGCCAACCAACUCCUCAAGUGGUUCAGCGACGCAGGCUGCCGCGACCGCGUGACUAGGGUGGUGCUGCUGUGGGUGAACAACCACUUCACGACAUUCGAGACCGACCCGCACAUGAUGGACUUCCUCGAGCGGUUCGAGGCGCUGCUGGAGGAGGAGAAGAUGAACGGACAACAGCAGCUGUUGAACAUUGCGUGCGCGGCCAAGGCGCGGUCGAGGUGCGUCACGCUGGCUCGCCCCUCGCGCGACGAAGUGUUGCAGUUCGAUGUGGUUGGCGGCUAUCCUAGCUAUGGCAUUUUUAUAUCUAGGGUGGAGAAACGAUCGAAAGCAGAAGAGGUUGGUCUGAAACGAGGAGACCAAAUCCUGGAAGUGAACGGUCAGAGCUUCGAACAUGUCAGUCAGGCCAGAGCGCUCGAAAUACUUCGAGGAACAACGCAUCUUAGCAUCACUGUCAAAUCCAAUCUUCUAGCGUUCAAAGAAAUGCUGCAAACGCCAGACACCUCGCCACGCGCGCGCACACGCAAGACAGUCGAGAUCGCUCGCAUCCAAUCGGACCCCAAGGCUAGGCUACCCCCGCCCCUGCCGCCCUCUGUGCAGCACCCCCUCGUGCCUCCUUCGCCCAGCAAAGGGGGGCCAGCCCCUGGCCCCCAGCAGCCCCCCGCCACCCCCCACAAGCCGAGCAGCGGCUUCAUGACUAUCGCGCCCAAGAAGCGGCUCCAGAAAACGCUGCAGAAGUUGAACAUUCUGCCCAAGAAUACUAUCACGGAUGGCACAAGCACUAGCAGUGGAGGCAGCCAGGAGGAGGUGAUGGUGAUCUCGGGCCCCCAGCACGGGGGUGUGGGUGGCACCCCUCUCUACAACAUGUCCCACAGCAACCCCGACCUCACCAUGAUCUGCUACGACGAUGUGAGAGCAUCCGAGUAUCCCGAACAUGUUCUCAAGGUGUACAAAGCCGACCAGACGUGUAAAUACCUGUUGGUGCACAAGGAGACGACGGCGCACGAAGUGGUGAUGUUGGCCCUGCAGGAGUUCAGCAUCACCGACCCCAGCUCGCACUUCUCACUGUGCGAGGUGUCCGUCGCCGAGGGAGGCAUCAUCAAGCAGAAGCGGCUGCCUGACCAACUGCAGAACCUCGCCGAACGUAUCGGACUCUCCAGCCGGUACUACCUGAAGAUGAACGGAUCGACGGAGACGCUGGUUGGUGACGAGUUGGCGAGUGAGCUGGUGCGCGAAAGCCAGGUGCACUUCCUGCAGCUGAAUGCAGUGGAGGUGGCCGUUCAGCUCACCCUGCAGGAUUUCUCCAUUUUCCGACAGACGACAGUUGAGACCACUCUAAUUUUUUGUGAUUUAGGCCAAUGCAAGGACUGCAAGAAUUUCAACUCGAUGUUCGCGAUCAUCUCCGGCCUGGGCCACAACGCAGUGUCGCGACUGAGGCUGACAUGGGACAAACUGCCCACCAAGUAUCAGCGACUGUUCAGCGACCUGCAGGACCUCAUGGACCCCUCACGCAACAUGAGCAAGUACAGGCAGCUCAUAUCCAGCGAGCAAUCGCAGCCGCCCAUCAUCCCGUUCUACCCAGUGGUGAAGAAAGACCUGACGUUCAUCCAUUUGGGCAACGACUGCCGAGUGGAGGGCCUAGUCAACUUCGAGAAACUGCGCAUGAUCGCCAAAGAGGUGCGCGCGCUGACAAACAUGUGCUCGUCGCCCUACGACCUGCUAACGAUGCUGGUGAUCAACGGCCAGCAGCCGUCCAACGCACUGGUCACCAUGAAUCAGCUGACAACUGGCAACACUGGAGGCACGUGCAAUGCGGCAACAGUGAAGCGAAGGAAAAAGUCUUCAGCCACGCCUAACACUAAGAAGAUGUUUGAGGAGGCGCAAAUGGUACGUCGAGUGAAAGCCUACCUGAACAAGAUGCGAGUGACGACUGACGAAGACGCUCUACACGCGCUGUCGAUGCAGUGCGAGGGAGGCGGUGGGGGCCGUGGUGGGGGCAGUGGAGGCGGCAGUGAGGGGGGCGGAUCGGCCCCCAACUCGAAUCCACUGCGCAAGCGCAAUCCGUCGCCAACACUUUCCACCACCAGUUCGGCGAGCAGUGCUUCCGAGGGUCGCAAACCGGCUGCGCCCAAAUUUGGUUCAGCAUCGCCACAGGCCGUUCGCAAACUACUGUCGCUGAGCGAAACGAGUAAGACGCGCCCCCACCAACCCAGGCACCCACCCCCGCCACCCAACCCACUGGCCAGUCCCUCCCCUUCACCCUCGUCCCACCGUCGCGUGGGAGGAGGUGGCUCAGUUGGCACAUUCCAUGAGCGCUCCCACUCUGACACCCCACUGGGCGGCUACAUGUCGUGUGCCGCCCCUGGCGACGGAGGGGUACACCUCCACCAUCCCCACCCCCAUCAUCCCUCCUCCCACCCGUUUGCCGCUCCUCUGUUGCCGCCCCACCUGCCCCCCGCACCGCCCCUCCCGUUGUCGGCCGAAAGCAGUAGUGUGACGUCACUCAGCAAUCUGCCCACGUUGCGAAAAACUAUGACUUCAGGAUCGGUGACAUCCAGCGAUUCAGGCCACUCGACUCAGCUGGACUCACACUCCAACAGCUCGGUCGACACGGCCGCAAUGGGUCCCCCCUCCAGUUCCCCCCUCCUGCAGCACCGGAGACAUUCUGUCAUGCAGCCGCCAGGCUAUGUGUCCACUCGCCCCCCAUUCCCCCAUGCUGUUGCCGUAUUACCUCCACUCCCCUCUCCGGGCUGCCAGCUGGGAAUGGGUCCUCCCCCCCUGAGGGGCACGCACCCCCGCCACCCGCCCCCCGCCUACAAUGUGGCCGCUCAGAUGGCCGCGCGACUGCAUCGGCUGGGUCGCGCGCAUUCGCAUGAGGGCGUCACUUCAUACUACCACGACGAAGAUGAUGAUGAAGACGCUCAGGUAUCAGCCGUAUAAAACAUCUUUGAGUUGAACAAAACUCAUUACUUGUUUUUCUGAAAAGAAGCUGAAAACGAAAACAGGAUCAUUCAAGCUGCGAACAUUUGAGUUUCAUCCGUAGUUCCUUUAAAUUUAUUUUUGAACUUCACAAAAACUAACGUUUAACAUUCUGACAGACUGAAAGUAGGGUUUGUAAAACUAUGAAGUAGAUUCAGUUUGGACAACUGAAGUAGCCUACGGUACUAAGCCCUAAGCCUGCGAUUGACUUGGUGAUUGUGAUAAUGGUGGUAUUGAUUGAUUCAACAAUCAAUUGAAUGAUUAAGAAUAGUAUUGAUAAUUUAUUGUGUGCCAAUAAUAUUUUGUAAGCAAUAAUAGUGUUUGAUUCCCCAAUCCGUGUAAAAUUAACUUCAGAAGCCUGAAAAUUGUGUAAAUUGUACUACUCUCCUGUAACGUUAUUCUAGAUUUUGUAUUUUUUUCGUCAAGGAAGGAAUUGAUUUGAUAUCAUAGUAAAAUUUUAUUGAUAGAUUAUAGAAAAUGACAAUUUCUAGUCCUUUCUACUGUAAAAAUGUUGAUUUAAAUUGUAUAAUGCAACAAGUUUAGUAUUUCCAGUUGUAUUGUGUAUUAGGUACCUUUUUAUUUCCAGUAGCCUAUUUUGUUUUUCUUCAUGGAAAAAAUUAUUGUAGCACAGAUAACUACUGUGUCUUGAAUAUAGCAAUAGAUUUACUUCCAAAAUUGGACCAAUAGCCUUUUAACACCAACGUCGUUGUUUAAAUUUUGUGGGAGAAUAAUAGAAUUAUUGUAACUAGAGCACACGAAAAACUUGGCAUUUGGAUACUUUGUGUAUAUAGUUUCCUCUUGAUUAGAUUAGAGUAUUGUGAAACAAGUAUAAUUACCUUCCACAAAAUACUGAGAAUUUGUCGAAUUAUCAAUUCUAUAUUAUUAUACACAUAAAUGUUGUAAUUAUUGAUAAUAUUUACAGAAAUAAGUAAUCUAUAAAUUGAGUGUCAUAUGAUACGGGUUUCUUGCACUAGAUAAAUUUCUGUUGAAAAAACGGCGUAAUAAGAUUUUCUACUCAGAUAGGAGAGAUUUAGUUAUUUUUCUGUAGUUCUAUUUCUGGUUUCACCAUAAUAUGAAAGAGCUUCCAAUUUCUGUUAGGUUCAUAUUCAUGUAAACGUGCCUUUCGAGCUUUACAUGUAAAUACAAUAUUGUGUUCAUCAUGUUCGUUUUAAACUAGUGGAUGUUUUAUUAAAAAGUAUGAUUUCUGGCCUAGGGAUUGAUCGUCUCACAUUAGCCACGAAUUAGUUAAUUUAUUAGAAAAAUUGAAAUAAUGUUAAAUGGUACAAUAUAAAUUUCAUGAUCUAUUACAAAUUUUUAUAUGUCACUUGUACUUUUCAAAAUAUAUUUAUGAUCUCUAUGGGCUUAAUAAUUGUUUUGCAUUGCAGUCAACAAUUUUCUGUCGCUAUGAUUUGAAAAAUAAGCGAAAUGUGUUGAAAUUGUUGAAAUAGCGCAAUUAUUUCCAAGUGCUGGAAAAUAUUCCACUGAAGUAAUCAUCCGAUAAGUGUAAAAAUUGUAUUGUUACUUGAAAAAUUGAACUGUUUUAUUUCAAAUGAUUCGGGAACUUUUCAAUAUCCUGUCGAAUUAUUUCAACAAUCUAGACUUAUAAUUAGUUGGUGAAAAAUAGUAGUAUUUCUCUUCUUUCCCCAUCUCCAUUAUCUGUUAUCAUUAAUUAUUAGGCUCAUUAUCAUGUUUAAUGAAUCUGCAUUCUCAUUUGCGCUACUCCAUCAAGAAAAGUACUAUUGAACAUUUUGAGAAUAUUUAUAGUUCAACAAUUGCAUUUUCAGCCAUACAUUACAUUUGUUUUGUCCCUUUUAUAAUCGUCUUCUGAGUUUUCUGGAAUUUUUAAAGCAAAAAUACGUUUUUCCAACUAGAUCUAACUAAUUAUUAUUAAAUGUUUGAUCAGAUUCUAUCAGUAUUACAACGAAUAAUAGUUGAUGAUAGUUAUGAUAAAAAAUAUAUCAUUCAACAUGUAGGUUACUAUUUUGGUGGUAUUCAAAUAGCUUGGCAGUAGUUCCUCAGCUAUAGUAGCAUGCUCGCCUAUUCUCCACAUACUGCCGAGUUAUAUGAAUCCGUGCCCUUGUUUUUCUACUAAGAUUAAAUCAAUUAUUGAAAGAACUUGAUUAGCUUGGAACGCUUAGUCUAUGAGACAUAAUUCAAAAUUAAUAUCGCAUUAAAAAUUCAAAUAAGAAAUGUAUGACUGAUAGUUAAUUUCAUUUACAGUUUCCUGAAAUAGAUGAUUGUAGAUGAUCUAAGGGUAUCCAUUACCGUACAACAUAUAUCGAGUAUAGUUUAAUUUUUUCUAUCUUUGAAAUACAAUCGAUUACUAUUGAAAUUCUCGUUUCAAAUCUUUUUUAACCGUUUGUGAUUCUCACAUAUUUCUUGUUUAUUUUGAUAUACUUGGAAAAUACCUAGCUAUUUCCACUGUAGUAUUCUAAGUCGACUCUCUUGAAUAACUUGCAAAGCUAGUAUAACUGUAUAGUCGUCAUAUCCAUCAAAAUGAAACCAAAGAGAAAAAUCAAGAUAUCUAUAUUUUUAUCGUAGAAAUCCUUAGAAAACUACUAGCUGAAUUCCCCUAUCUGAACUGAUCUUAUCUGAUUUCAACUGUAUAGAUAGAUCUAUUGAAUUCAUGUAAAAUUGUGUAUUUUUGUAUAAGGAUUAGCUUGUCAAGGAAAUUGGGUAAACUUAUUUUUCGAAAGAGUAGAAUAACUUAUGGAUUGCACUUCCCAUUAAUGUUUUAUUCUAAAAUAAUCUAAAUAUUAACUAGUAUCUGGUCUUCGGGACCCUCAUUCUUACUAUUUUUUUAAUACCUGUAGUCAAUUUUUCAACAGGUUUUUUAUUCUCAUCCUUUUUUCUGUCGAAAUUUCUUUAAAUAGUAACAUUUUCCUUGAUAGAAUCCUUUUAACAGACCACUUUGCAGGACCUUGAGCAAUAUUUAUUGAAAGUCUUGUAAUUUUCAGCGAUUUUGAAACAAUUAACUCUGAUAUAUCCUGUCUUCCCAUAUGUUUUGAACAUUCUAUUCUUUUUCCAACCCAAUCUCUCUAGGAUUAGACUCAUCGUAGGUGUAAAAAGAGUUUAGAUUUUGUAUUAAGAAGUACACGUCUACUAAACGUGCUGUUGCAAUAUUCACUUUGAACUGUCAGUAUUGAUUAAAUAGGGAACCAUGCAAUGGUCCAUCAGGAAUGCUGACAGUUUGAAUUUAAUCUCAUUUUAGUAGGUUUUAGAAAACUUGGUGGCAGUAAAGAUGUAGCUAUAAUAGCACGCCAAUCAAUCCUCUCAACGCUGCCAAGUUUUAUGUGAAACUGACUAAAUUAUAAUUCAUUCCUGGCCCCUAAUUUUUAGGCUGUUCUCUUGGUUUACUUUUCCUCUCUUUUUAUUCUACACGAAUUGCACAUUCCUUCGAGUAAAUAAAAUACAUAUAGCUGACGGAAAUCUAGUUGUCUUGUUUUCAAACAACUCGACAGUAAUCUGAGAUGGUCUUUCACUAUAUAGAUAACAAUGCUUUACAUUCAUCCUAUGCUGACUGUUAAAAUUGAAUCUCACUAAUCGAAUAAUACUCUAUAUAAAAGUUUUAUAGUCCUUGAAGCUUUUGACUUAACUUACUUUCCAAAUCACAUGGAAUGAGAAACCUUCCUGCGAUUGUAAUGACCCCAUUCCUUAACUUUUAUUGACUGUUCGUUUUUCAAUUUAAAUUUGAUGGAGGAAUAGCCUAAUAUUAUAAUUGAUUACCUUAUUCUGUGCAUAUCAAUUGGACUUAUAUCACUGUGGUAAAUGCCUGAGAGAGUAAUGUGUGUGUGUGUGUGUUUCUGUGUUGGAGAGUAUUAUCAGAAAUGAGCAAAGUCUUUCAAAGUUCACUGUAAGUCUUUUUCAACCAAGUACAUGUUAACCUAUUAUUCUACUCCAGAGCAUGUUUUUAUAGUUUUAAUUAGCCUAUUCUCAACAGUGUAUGUAGUUGACUGUAUAUUUGUUUUUAUAAUAUGAUUUGCAAUAAAAAUGUGUACAAAAUAGUUAUUAGUUGAUGUAAAGUAAACCUUGUAAAUGAUUAGAGAAAAGGAAGACAAUUCUAUUGUAUGAUGUAUAUUUUAUUGUCUUUGUAAUACAAUUUCAUUUUAUUUCAACAUUUAUCGUCAAUGUAAGAGUAUUUCGUAUCAGUUCAACUGAUGAAAUUGACCUGAAUUGAUUUUUUAAUGAAUUAUUGAUCUGUGCAUGUACAUAAUAUUUAGUCUAGAAAUUUUAUUUUAAUUAUUUGAUUGAAUCAAAAAUGUAUGAUACUUUUGAGUUAGUGCAGCCAAUCUUUUUUAUAAGUUACCUGAUAAAUUUCGGGUGUAUUUAAUAUUGGUAUUACUGCUGGCUUCAUUGUUAGUAAUAACUACUUUUAUAUAAUGAUAUUUAUGAUAUUUCGUUGCUCAAACUUUAUAUAAGAAUCGACCAUAUUAUUGCGUGAAAUAUGCUCUCUCAAUGUAGGUACGGUAUUUAACUGACAAAUAAUUUCUGAAAUGUUUUUGUAUCAAACUGAUGAAUUUUUUAUUAGAAUUCCUCUGCUGAAUUAAAUAACAUUUUAAAUUGAUUAUCUCAAAAUAAUAUUAAUUUGUAAACUAUAUGAAUUUUAACUACCCAAUGUUAUCUGCCCAAAUUAAAGUUUAAAUUUUGAAUUAACGGUCCUAUAAUUAUAAACGUAAACCUGGAUUUUAUUUUCGCCGUUUGAAAAUAAUAUGGAACAAAAAUUGAGAAAAAUAAUAUAAGUAUAUAAAGAUUGCUAGUGACAAAAGAUUCAUUUUUUGAAAUAUCUAUUGUUCGAUCAUGUUUGCACCUUGCUUAUUAGAGCCAAUAUAUUUGUAACAAGUCAUUGCAUGAAUAAAUAUGUGUAAUUAUGAGCAAAUAGUACAGAAUCAAUACGA